AUGUCUGAAAACGCUCAUCAUCCAUUGAUUGCACGCAGACAACGAGGCGAUCCCGAGGUCAACCCAGAUAGUAUUCUUAACGAGGUCAACACGUUCUCAAGCAUGACCACGAAUGUAAGCGUUACUGCUCCAUCGUGCCUUGAUUACAUUGAAACCAUGCUUGUACUCACGGUUCAUUGGUCAAAUGGCCUUGUUCUUUGUGGAGGUCGCUUUCCACUGCAAUCUUCUCACUUCCAUAAACAGUGCGACGAGGUGAUCGCGAUGAAAUUGAGCUGGUUCAAGAUCUUGAUCGUUUCGCUGUUUUUACAAAACGCAGCGCAAGCGUGUCUUUCCAUGGUUAUGUUCGUUGCGAUCACAUUUCCUCUGAAGUAUCGGUUGUGGUUUACGCAAAAUUCUACCACUCUUAUGUUGUUAAUAAUUACCUGCAUACCGCUACCGUAUUGGGGAAUAUAUUUUAUAGACACUUGUAACUUCUUCUACGAUCAUUAUUUGCGUAUCUGGAAGUUCGGUACACAACCUUGCAGUGUCUUCUUAUCAAAGUAUAUUGAUAUGGUCUACAAUAUUACUUUAUUCGUUGCCGUGGCUGUUCUCGACACAUCAACUCUUCUUCGAUUAAGAAUUAUAAGAAAGUCAACACAGAACAGAACACAGAAAGGCAAUCAUCAUCUUAUGCGGGACGAAAAGAAAAGGCAGCAUAAAAAAGAAACGGAUCUUUUUGUGCAAGCAUUCUUAACCUCUUGCGUUUAUUUCCUGAUGUUAAUAUGUUUUCAUGUCAUUUCCGUUCAUGCAUCCGAAGGAUUUUUCUUAUUCCUGAGCACAACCUUCGUAUGGGAACUAUCGCACACCUUGGGAGGGGCUAUCCUUAUCUGGUUUAAUCCAGAAAUACGACGACAUCUAUCGGGUGCAAAUGAAUUCAUCCGGUUUCUUUCCAAUCCGACUAGUACUCUGAAUGUAUUGCACAUAACAUCUCAAAAACUAUCAAAUAAAUAA
Messenger RNA from Cylicocyclus nassatus, 990 nucleotides. The record is from the annotation of a GenBank genome assembly. NCBI's taxonomy places the organism in Eukaryota, Metazoa, Nematoda, Chromadorea, Rhabditida, Strongylidae.